Messenger RNA from Filobasidium floriforme, 2648 nucleotides. RefSeq lists its product as uncharacterized. Bases 13 to 2556 code for a protein of 847 amino acids. Gene Ontology annotation, cellular component: Golgi apparatus; COG complex. The transcript is spliced from 11 exons. The record is from RefSeq and is a predicted model, not a curated record. Gene Ontology annotation, biological process: intra-Golgi vesicle-mediated transport. NCBI's taxonomy places the organism in Eukaryota, Fungi, Basidiomycota, Tremellomycetes, Filobasidiales, Filobasidiaceae.
GCUGCCAGCACAAUGUCCGGACCCGCUGGUAGGAGGAGCAAUUCGCAACCGCAAUACCUGUCUUCGGCUCCGGGAGGCAUGACGGGGAAGGACGGGCAGUGGGCUACGAUGGAUCCAGACGAGGUCUUUCGGAGGCUAAACGUCAAGGAGGUGAAGAAGGUCGAAGGGUUGCUUCGAGCGAGCGCUGCUGGAAAGCAGGGAGAACUGAGGAAUAUGGUCAGCGAGAGGUACCGAGAUCUCCUGCUCUCAACCUCCCAAAUCUCACAACUUCGAGACUCUUCCCUCCGCCUUUCUACCACUCUCAAACACAUCGAAAGCCUAUGCGCCAGCCCCAAGACUAUCGGCACGAAUGGGAAUGGACAGGUGGAUGUCUCCGACGUCAAGAACCAACUUCCUACCGCUGCUUCGGUCAAGCUUCUUCUCGAUGUGCCUGAAGCUCUGUAUUCGUACCUGGCAGGGAAACAAUUCCUCGAAGCUGCAUAUCUGUGGUUGCUGACAAGAGUCGUCAAAGAGGAGCUUGUCAGCUCUUCUGGCGCCGAGUCGGAUGAGAAGGGCUCUACUAAUCAGACCUUUCUGCCAUUAGUACAAAAGCAGUGGGAGAUUCUCCUUCCUCUUCGUGGUCAGAUUGUCGAAAGGGCGACGACCUCGCUUCGGGAUCGGGCUGCACUGGCAAAUGCGCUUCUGGCGAUUCUACUUCUCGAAGCCCAUAACAACCCUUUACCGGAGAUCCUGGACAUCUUCCUAGCCCAACGUGCCAAAUCUCUCCAAGAUAUCCAUACCGGCGCUGUGCAGGGCCGAACGAGUGCUGUCGGGUUCACCUUUGGACGUUCGACUGAACGAGCUGGACGAUCCCCCAUCACCCCUCGAUCUGCGUUACCAGAGGAAACCGGCCGCAAGAACAGGCACGCGAGGAAAGAUUCCCGUCUGAACGCUGCCGAGAUGUUACGUUCGCUUUCUCCCGCCCCUCGGAGGCUGGAGAGGUCGAACAGCGGUUCGUCGGCCAAGGGUGAAGAUGGUACUGCUCGGAAGGCGAAAGCGAAAGAGAGGAAGAGAUUGGCGGAACAAGCGAGAGCUAGCAAGAUCUUUGAGGACAGCGUGAUCGGAGCGGGGGGUGUUUCUGCUGCAAGCCUAUUACGAGCGAUGCCUUCGUCGCAGAUCUUGCAAGCGUACCUUCCGGCACCUAUCAAAAACUUCUCACCUUUUAUCGGAAGUAUAGGAGAAGGUACCGACAAGUCGGAACUUCAAACCGCGCUAGAUACUUGGUUUGAGCAAAGCUUGAAGCGGUUGGAAUCACAAGCCAAAGAUUGGCUAGGAGGUCUCGAGACUGUGACAGACGUCUGGCAAGUCAAGCGGCAAUUCUCGACGGUAUUGACUGGAUUAAGGAGUCUGGAGGAGAACAAGCUCAGCAGCGAAGAGUUGGAUCGGUUGAGCCAUGCUCUGUCAACGGCUUUCGUCGAUCGCGCUCGGAGUAUAUGGCAGAAUCGGCUCGAUGCUACCGCUCAUGCGCUGGAGGAUGGACUGCAGGACGAUAUAGACUUGUUGAUGGCAGGAAACAACAACGCUGCGCAAGACCUACAUCCCUCCCUGUCCUUCUUCGCGCCUAUCACAUUCCCUGAUCAUAGAUCGGUCAACUCUUCUUUCACUUCGACGGAGCUACCAGCAUUCACAUCAACCCUUAAGAAGCGCUUGCAUAGCAGAACACCUAUUCUUGACCGACGGCUGGCCGAGCUGGAACGCAUGGCGCUUGAAAUCAGAUCCGAUUUGCGGUCUUUGAAGGAGGACCCCGAAGACGCUGUAUUGCUCGACCGUUACCGGAAAUCAGCAACGCAGACCGCUCAGGGCAUUGUCAAAGACAUAUCAAAAUCCCUCGAGAUGGUCCGGCAACACAGUGGGGUCGAUGCCGAUCGUGCUAGUACUUGCUUGUUCAUCGGUCGACUGGCUCUCGCUCUGAUGACUCAGUCCAAGGCGAUGUCUGUACUAUUGCUUAACAAGCGAGCAGUCGGGGAUGUCGCUUCAGCUCUGGAUUCCGUGUAUAUGGCGUCCCUGACCGAGUGGAAAGAGAGAACAGUACAAGACGGACUUGACGUGUUCGCUGAAGCGAUCACUGGAUCUGUGCCUGAGACUCGCAGUGUCGAUCUCGGCAAUGGUGUGAUCUUCGCCCUGCAAGAAAUGGCAACGGCGCUCUUUGAUAGUGGGCUUCCGAUUGAAUAUCGCUCAGCGGCCACUGAAGAUGUGUGCAAAGACUUCGGUAGCAGAGCAAUCAAGUUGGCAAAAGACAAACAGAUGGACUUGCCCGCAGAUCAGCGUUCUAUGCUGGAAGCAAUCGCGAGUGGCGCUCAAGCUGGAUUAUCCGAGGUUGCGGGCAACGAAUUGCGCAAAACCCAGCUGUUGUUAUAUCCUGCCACUAGCUAUAUAAAAGCUCAUUCGGGGAAGCCAAGCGAUGCUCGAUAUGCUGAACUGUUACCCCUUGGCAUUCCCAAGACGAAUCACGAAUACGUAUCGCCCGUCCCCCUUGUCAAGCCGUCUGCACGGUUCAGCAUGUUGUCAAUCGUGUAGAUACAAUCGUCAUGGUGUCGUCAAUUCGUUCGUGGGCUUCGAUAUCCCGGAAGGGCAUACAAAGGCGUCUCGUGAUUUAGUCUAGUGUCCGG